This is a messenger RNA of Mytilus trossulus (common blue mussel), 4330 nucleotides long. RefSeq lists its product as uncharacterized. The transcript is spliced from 4 exons. Bases 64 to 3627 code for a protein of 1187 amino acids. The record is from RefSeq and is a predicted model, not a curated record. Lineage: Eukaryota; Metazoa; Mollusca; Bivalvia; Mytilida; Mytilidae.
ACAACAUUACCGUUGAAAAAUGCUAAGGUCCUAGGUUAAAUUUAACUAUAUAAGGAAAUUAUCAUGGAGGUUUUUUCAUCAGUAACGUGUACAUUCAUAUUGUUUUUGUUUACGUUACCCGUUUCUAAAGGUCACGGUAUGAUGAUAGAACCUGCCAUGAGGUCAUCUCUGUGGAGAUUCAAUUAUCCUGGUGCCGAACCUAAUUAUAAUGAUAAUGGAGUAAAUUGUGGAGGAUUUACGAAUCAACAUGAGCGUCAGAAUGGCCGCUGUGGAGUAUGUGGUGACCCGUUCCAAGGACCACGGAAUAAUGAGGCCGGUGGAAAGUAUGGCAAAGGGAUAAUAGCCAGGACAUACAAGUCAGGACAAUAUAUAAAAGUAGUUUCAGAUAUAACUGCGAAUCAUGGUGGAUAUAUAGAGCUAAGACUAUGCCCACAUGAUAGCCCUAGGGUACCUGUUACUCAACAGUGUCUAAACCAGUAUAUAUUACAGAUCAAAGGAGAUGGAAAUAGACAUUACUUAACAACCAAUCAAAAGAGUGAUUUUAAAAUAAGACACACUGUAAAACUACCCGACUUUGUCACGUGUAGACAAUGUGUUUUACAAUGGUAUUGGAAGGCCGGACAACAUUCGGGUAUAAAUCCAAUGACCCGCAAGGAAUGCAAAGGUUGUGGGAAACAAGAACAGUUUAUCAAUUGUGCAGAUAUAGCCAUUACUGAUGAGUUUGGUAUGUUUCCAAUGGUAACAAGAGUGCCAAAUUAUCAGGUUACAACGCCCAACCCCAUGUAUGAUUCGUUCAUGUUUCCAACUCAGGGAAUGUUUCCAGAUUAUUAUGACGAAUUUAAUCCAUUCAUGACCACUCCUUCAUAUUUCAAUCCUUUCAACCAACGUUUCAUGAAUAAUGGAAGAAAUUUUGGACAAAACAACAAUAGAUUUAUUGAUAAUAGACGAAAUACCGGAAGAAAUAAAGGACAAUCCAUAAGUAGAAAUUUUAGAGGACCGUUACGAAAUGGUUACCCAACGAUAAACCCAGUACGUCAAAAUAUUCAACAUAAUAGAGGACUUCACAGAGAUGGUUUUAGAAAUGCUAGACCCCAAGGAAAUGGGUUCAAUAAAAACAAAGUUAGUCCCGAUAUUCGAAAUCAAAGACGUCCAUAUAAAAAUAGUAGACCUUUAAUUUCUAGAAACAACAGACCACACGUCAACAUUUAUUCAACUAUUGGUCCUCAAAAAAAUCAAAGGAAAACCAAAUCGAACGCUAUCCGGAAUAUACGACCUAUUCAAAUUGCCCCUUCGAAAAUUCCAACGACAGAUGCUUCAGAGGCAGAUGAUUCGAUGGAAGAAAUGAUGGAUGACGAAGAUAAUUUUCUAUUAAACAGCGCAUUUUGGUCAGACUUCCAUCGCUUGAUCAAUAUGUCCUCACCUGAAACCAAAAAAGCUUUGUAUGAAAUAGCAGAAGAUGCGGAUGACAUUGAAGAGUUCCAUAGAAAUGUGCAAUUGAUGUUACAGAUGCAAACGAUGAUACCGGAUACACAGGGAUCCGUGGACUCCAAAAGUGAAAGUGACGAAUCAUUAGAUAUUGACUGGCUUUUAGCUCAAACAAAGGAUAUAGAUCUAGACAGUGAUGAGAAGAGUUUAUUAGGUCUUAUGAAAGGAGGAUCUACAGAAAGUGAUGAAACGGGAGAUAAACAAAAGGAUUUAGCAAGUAACAAAUAUUUAUCCAAAGGAAAUGAUUUAUACUUCCCAGAUGAAAAUAGAGUUCUUGACGAUUCUGACGAUGAUGAUCUUCACGAUUCUGAUGGUGGUGAUCAUGACGAUGAAGACACUAGUGAUCGUUUUAAUGAUAUUUCUGAUAACAAUUCAAAGGAAAGUGAUAAUUUUGAUUAUACAGAGUCAACAGACGAGAGUUCUGAUAUCGCUUACGCUGACUUAGGUAAAGACUAUGAUAGUGACGACACAGACAAUGAAAUGAAAAUUGACAAUCAUAUGGGCUAUAGGAACAGCCGCACUAAAAAAUAUCUGUCAAAUCACCAAAACCAUAAAGAAUCAGUGGAGCGUGAAAUUAAAUUAUUUCCAGUCGAUGUUAAUCCUUGGAAUGAAAAUUCUCUUUACAGAGCUGAUAAUAUUGAUUAUGAUGACAAGGACGCUGACAUAGAAGGAGACAAGGACUCCGAAAUAGAAAGAGAAAAGGACGCCGACAUAGAAGGAGACAAGGUCAAACCAUAUAACCAUCUGUCAUUCGAUUCACAGCACCCAACUCAAAGCGUCAUGAACACCAUUCCUCGAGAUAAAAUAGAGGUCAAUUAUUUUCAAAGUGAUACACAUGAUUAUACAGAUUCGGAAGUUGACCAAGAAGGUUAUGACAUAGACCAAGUUGAAAAGAAAUGGGAUGAUAUCCCAGAAGAAAAGGAAAAGAAUGAAUUUGAUGACGAUUCCUGGUCGGUAAACACUUUACCGGAUGUUACGGCGUCUACAGUUGUGGUUACUGGUAGACGUAGUAAUGUCAUACGUAAACAUAUGGAAGAUGAAGCUGAAAUACACGAUGAACCAAAUUCCCUGAUUAAUACGAAGGGAGAGAAUAAUGACGAAAACACGGAUAAAAGUAGUCACUUGGAUGAAAAAGAGAAGGGCUCUGAAAAUUCACGAAAAGGUAAAAAAGAUGGAGAUGAAGAAAAUACAAUAAACGAUAUUCAAGGUGAAAAUUCAAAUAAAGAAAUAUUAGAAAACUCGAUUAUGUCAAAUGAAAAUAAGGAAUCAAUUAUGUCGGAAAUUUCUGUAGACACAAAUGAUAAAAUGGAUGACUCGCAAAAUAUCAAAACUGGAGAAAACUUCAUAUCUAUGUUGAAAGCAGCAGAUGAUAUUACUGAAACGACUAAUAAGGAGAUUGGAUUUCAACAACAAACUUCUAUGGACGACGUUCCGUCGCCGUCAAUGGAUAUAGUGGAAACCGGAUUUCAAUUAAGAACUUCAUAUACUGAUGAUGCAUCUAAUAUUGGCCAAACAGCUGGUCAUGAUUACACAUAUUCCACUGUACCUGCACAUAUUUCAAAUAGUCUGUCUUCAGCCAGUGGAAGCAGAAUGAGAGGAGUUUAUCCAUCACGAUCUCGAUUAGUUAGACACCAAAUUCUUUCAGGACCAAUGCAAAUGAAUCAACCACAAGUCCCAAAACCUAACUUAUCAGUAUUUCGUCAGAAAAUUCAAGAUACAAUAUCUAAAUCCAUGAAAGAGAAUGAAAACGGUGAUAUUCCAACAAUCCCUAAACUAAUGUCGUCUCCGAAAGGUUCUAAAAAAGAACUAUCGCCAAGUCUUUCCAAACUUGUAUUAAAAAUGUUUAUGAAUUCAAAAUCAACAGCAGAAACUUGUUCAGAACCACAAAAGUCAGUUUGUUCUCCUGUUACACUGUGGAGUAAAUAUCAGCAGAUUGCCGAUUGGUGCAAUUCUCUUUGCCAAUAUGGAAAUUGUCCGUCUGCUGUUUGCACCUGCAAGUGUAAGGCACCGUCGAAUUCAGUAGAACCGAAAGUCUGUAGAGCACAAAGUUCAUACAAGAAACAAUCAGGGGAACUCGAUCAGUGGUGCCAAAACUCUUGUUCUUCAGGAGAUUGCCCGGAACUUUUGUGUGUAUGUUCAUAAAGAGCAAUUUACCGCUACUAGUCUCGUUGCAACCUGGCAGACAUAUCCCAAACAACGUUUGCAGAUUGUUACAGUACAUUAUGAGGCUGAAAAUUAAGUUACCUGGUUAUUUAAACAAUUUUAAUAAUGAAGUGCCAGUAUUCAGUUAUCUAUCUUAACGUUCACCAAACAGCCGAACUAUUCUUACAGUAUAUACAAAUAUAUGAGGGAAAGUGCAAGAAACAAUGCUGCUUUAAAGAGAUAGAUUCAGUUUCCCUGAAUAUAUUUCAUGCUGUGGCCAAUACAAAAAAAAACUAAAAGUUAGAGUAUCACACCUUUAUAUGUUUGCUUUGAGUUUUUAAGAACAUCAUUUUAUGUAUAUGGUUGUUUAAAUUGAAAAUUUUAAAAUAUUGCGAUAAGAUUUGGGUGUAUAAAUGGUUAUCAUGGCCAAAAUCAUUUUUUGGGAUAUUUGUUUAACAGUGCUAUUCAAUUUUAUAACUGAUUUUGGUCUUACAACUGUUUGCUUCGAGGGUUUAUGCUGAGAUUUAUGUAAACGAUAGAAGGUCUGUGCCUUAAAUAUUAACUCUGGUAUCUAUAUUGAGUUGUUUCGCCAAAUGAUUUCCAACCUUUAGUAAAGCAAGUUCAAGGGAAAUAUGCCAUUACUUCUUUGUCCUAUCCUUCUGUAUUACAGAUAGAACCAUAUUUAAUUACGAUUAUGAUGAAA